GGUGCCGCUCGCAGGGUGUGUGAGUGCAGGCACCCGCGCUCUGAGCAUGCCAACACCGCACUGCUCAAGCCCACUCUGCUGGGACAGAAGUGGGAGCCCGCCAAGCACACUGCGAACGAGCCCACCAACGCGUUCGGAGACAUCCAAUUCACCGGCCUUGGCCAGAGGCUUGGCAAAUUUGUGCGCGUAGGCAACGACACGGAGCCCAGCGUGCUCUUCAAGCUGAUGAUGGAGCACUGGCACCUGGACGUGCCCAACCUGCUCAUCUCGGUCACGGGCGGGGCCAAGAACUUCCACCUGAAGCCCCAACUGAGAACCAUAUUUCGCCACGGCCUCAACAAGACCGCACGCAGCACAGGGGCGUGGAUAAUCACGGGUGGCUCCUACGCCGGCGUGAUGAAGUACGUGGGCGAGUCGGUGAGGGAUUUCGCCUUGGCCAGUGGCUCCAAGGAGGGCAAGAUCGUGGCGAUUGGCAUAGCAACCUGGGGCAUCAUUCACAACAAGGAGCACCUCAUAGACGCGCAGGGCAAGUUUCCGGCAGAGUAUCCCAUGGACGAGGCUGGCCAGGGGCGACUCUCCUGCCUGGACAACAACCAUUCUCACUUCAUCCUGGUGGACAACGGCACGCACGGCCAGUACGGCGUGGAGAUCGUGCUGCGCGCCCGGCUCGAGCAGUACAUCUCCACGCAGCACACGGGAAGCGGCGGUGUGGGGAGUGUUCAGAUCCCUAUCGUGUGUCUGGUGCUGGAGGGUGGCGUGGGCACCCUGGACACGAUGUUCAAUGCGAUGAACAACAACACGCCGUGCGUGGUGAUGGAGGGCUCGGGGAGGGUGGCCGACGUCAUCGCAAGCGUGGCCGCGCUGCCUCCCGCCAGCAUCACCCUCGCCGUCAUCCGCGAGCAGCUGCACAACUUCCUGGGCAAGGAGGCAGAGUCCUUCUCGGAGGCUCGCAUUGCAGAGUUGACCUCGAAGAUUCAGGACAUUGUGAACAUGAGUCAUCUGCUCACUGUGUUUGAUGACAAGGAGGGUGGACCGGGCAUCGAUGUGGCAAUCCUCAAGGCUUUACUCAAGGCCAGCAGAGGUGAAGCCAACAAAGCCCAGGAGAGCUGUGACCACCAACUGCGACUAGCUUUGGCCUGGAACCGUGUGGACAUUGCAACCAGCGAGAUUUUUACCGACGACCGCAAAUGGCAGACAGGCGACCUGGAGCAGGUCAUGGAUGCUGCCCUGCUGGAGAACCGGCCCGAGUUUAUUUCCCUCUUUGUGGAGCAUGGCCUGAUCCUGAGGGAGUACCUCACCUGGGCCCGCCUCGAGUCCCUCUACAACGGGGCUCCCGCCUCCUCCCUGCUGCACAUUCUGCUGAGGCGCAUUUCCGAGGGCGAGAAAUCCCCCGCGGAUCCACACAGGAGAUGGAUCUCCACGCUGCCCAUGGCGCCAAAGCGAAUGAACCACUUUAGUUUGUACCACAUCUCCUUGCUGAUCCGCGAGCUGCUCGGCGACAGCACCUCCAUGUUGUACGGGAACAAGAUGUCCAGAUUCUCCAAACUGUCGCCCAGCAGCAAGAACACAGGCUCCACCAAGGGUGGGACGUCAUUGGAGUUCAAAGGACAAACAUACAAUGAAGGGCAGCUGUACUGCCCUGACCCUGAGCGUGACCUCUUUAUCUGGGCAGUGCUGCUGAAUCGCAGGGAGCUCGCCAACUUCUUUUGGAGUCAGGGCAAGGACUGCAUGGCUGCGGCGUUAAUGGCGAGCAAGCUGCUGAAGGCCAUGGUGCAAGAGGAGGACGACUCGGACCGGACGAGCGACAUGCUGGCUCAGGCUGACAACUACGAGCAGCUCGCCAUUGGAUUGUUGGACGAGUGCUACAAGGACGAUGAGCUGCGGGCGCAGAAGCUGCUGAUUCGCCAGCUCCACUCGUGGGGCGGCGCGACGUGCCUCAGCAUGGCCUACCACGCCAACAACAAGAGCUUCUUCUCCCACAGUGGAGUGCAGGCCCUGCUUACCCAGAUCUGGUGGGGUGGCAUGUCUGUGGACCUGAAGACCUGGAGAGUCAUUCUGUGCAUUAUCUUCCCAUUGCUCAUCUACACUCGUAUCAUCACAUUCAGUGAGGAGCAAGAGAUGCAGAAAAUUCGGAUUUCCCAAGUCAGCUCCGCGUGGAGCAGAGCACAGCCGAUCUCAGACGAGGAAACGGGGAAACACAACCUGUCAUUGCCCACAGCAUCCAUAAAGAAUGUGGUGAGCAAGCGCUCUCCGACUAUCACGGUGUUCCAGCGUUGGCGGAACUUUUGGACGGCGCCCAUCACAGUCUUCUGGGCCAACGUGGUGUCUUACUUCAUCUUCCUAUGGCUCUUCGCCUAUGUGAUCAUCAUGGACUUCCAGUAUACGCCCGAUUGGCCCGAGUACGUCCUCUACGCUUGGGUCCUGUCGCUCAUCCUGGAGGAGCUGCGUCAGGUUUUCACUGACCCAGAGAAAGCAGGGCAAUGGAAGGCUGCAGUCCGCUACAUCAAAGACAUCUGGAACCGUAUCGACAUUCUGGCUUUGCUUCUCUUCACAAUCGGAGUCAUAUGCAGGCUCAUCCCGAACAGCAUCAACGAAUCGACAUUCCAGGCUGGCCGCUCCGUGCUCUGUGUGGAUUACAUGGUCUUCUGUCUCCGCUUGAUGCACAUCUUCACCGUCAACAAAACCCUAGGGCCGAAGAUCAUUAUUGUCAAACGCAUGGUAAAGGAUAUCUUCUUCUUCCUGUUCCUGCUGGGCGUGUGGGUGGUGGCCUACGGAGUGGCCACUCAGGGGAUUCUCAUCCUCAACGAACAGCGGCUGGAUUGGAUCUUUCGUGGAGUCGUCUACCAGCCCUACCUGCUCAUCUUCGGACAGUUCCCCACCAGGGUUGACAGUACCACGUUUGACACCACGUCGUGCACAAACAACGGCAUUAACACCAGCCAGCCCAGGUGUCCGGUGCUGGGCGUAGACUGGCUCACCAUCCUGCUCACCUGCCUCUACCUGCUGUUUGCCAACAUCCUGCUGCUCAACCUGCUGAUCGCCAUGUUCAACUACACCUUCCAGUUGGUGCAGGACAACACGGACACCAUCUGGAAGUUCCAGCGGUACGAGUUGGUGAACGAGUACCACAGCCGGCCCUCCCUGGCACCGCCGCUCAUCGUCUUCAGCCACUUAUACUUAUUUGUGAGACGGUUCAUCCUCAAGAAGCCCCAACACAAGCACGAGGACUUCAAGAAGGGUUUCAGUGAGUCGGAGGAGCGCGAGUUUCUGGCAUGGGAGAGCAUUAUGCGGGAGAGCUACGUGGCGAGCCAGCUCACCGAGAAGAGCCAGAGACUGGAGGAGAGGAUUAAGUCGACGGCAGAGAAGAUGGACUCGGUGAUGCAGUUCUUGGAUGUUUCUGGGGAGGGCAGAACAGCUGCGUUGGAGGUCCGGCUCCAUCAGAUAGAAGAGAAGCUGGGUAUAACAGUUGAUGCGCUCGAUUGGAUCACCAAGGCUCUAUGUGACAAAGGCAUUGGCAUCAAGGAGACGAGGCCUGCCCUCACGUCCCCGACAGUGAAGGGCCAAAAGAAGUGAAGAGAAGCCACUGCUAUUAAAUGCAGACAAGGACACACGGCCAUCUCGCCCAAGCCAAGCCAUCGGUUCACGUGCACGCACCUGCACCAGCAGAGCAGCCUACGCGUCGAUGCCGCAGGGAGACCUUCGCAGGAGUGAGACAAGUUAUGUAGAUAUUUCAAAAAAUGUGUGCCAUGGUGUACACUGCACAAAAACGCCUUUUUACUGUUAUGAAAGCCAAAAUACAAACAAAACAAGGUUGACCGUAGCACUUUAACUUUGAUGACAGCAUUUAGGAACUGAGUUGGAUCGUAGAUUGAGUUCUUUAGCAGCUGAAUGUAUUUUUUUUUUAUUAAUUCAUGUGGCAGUGGGCAGGGGAGUGAUCCUAUAAUUUAUAGAUUUUUUUUCUUCCGCGUGUCACCUUUUAAUGCUGUCCAACUUUGAUUGCGAGUGCGUUAAUAAUGCAUUAACUCCGUCCGCCUGUGUCCGCCUCUCAAUAACGCUCAUGAAGUCACAGUACAGUAACAGUAACUCUCGUAAAAAGAAUCCAGUGUGAAGGAAACGUAACCAUAGUUUUUUUUGUUGCUAUUGUGAACUAACCCUUCAGACAACCGGUGGGGCGGUUGGCCACUGCGUCAACAGCGUUGAUUGAAGCUCGGCUUCGAAGGCCGGUGAUGAUUGGGAGAGCCUCUCUUUCGGCAAGGGGCAACGACCACGGAACGUCAAUCUGUGGCAUCGCAUUACAUGCGUCGUCCUCUCGCAACAAUAAUUGGCGCGUCAUUGGACGCCUUCAUUGCACACGUGACAAUUUAUGUUGCCGUGUCGCGUGGUGGAGAGCUAAAAACUGUAAAAAGAUUUGCCUGAUCGUUACACAACUUCACCCAAAUCACAAAUAAAGACUCAAAUUAUCAUUGA
Molecule: messenger RNA, 4467 nt
Organism: Petromyzon marinus (sea lamprey)
Lineage: Eukaryota; Metazoa; Chordata; Hyperoartia; Petromyzontiformes; Petromyzontidae
Gene: TRPM2
Product: transient receptor potential cation channel subfamily M member 2
Biological process (GO): calcium ion transmembrane transport
Cellular component (GO): plasma membrane
Molecular function (GO): ligand-gated calcium channel activity
Source: RefSeq, a predicted model, not a curated record